Molecule: messenger RNA, 728 nt
Organism: Moneuplotes crassus
Lineage: Eukaryota; Ciliophora; Spirotrichea; Euplotida; Euplotidae
Source: the annotation of a GenBank genome assembly
UCAAUCUGUUGAUUACCAAAUUUUGAUAAGUUAGAUUGCUUUUGAGCAUUUCGAUAAGUCUGGAACGUUAAAACACAACUUCUCAAUUAGAUCAAGAGCUAGUUCGCAUGUCAACACAUCGGUCAUUAUCAGCAAACUCUUGACUGUUAAUCCCAUUUUUGAGUCAAGUAAAAAUUGAGGAUUUAAAAGAUGAUUUGUCCAAAGACAGAACUCCACAGAAGGAAGAAUCAAAGAGCACAACUAGUGAAUCCCAAAGAGCUGAAAGCAUAUUCAUGACUCCAAAGACUUUUACCAAGACAGAUUCAGAGUGUAAAUCUAGUGCAUCUUCAUCAGCUCAGAUCAAGAAAUAUUCCCUUGCUGAGAUUCUUUCAGUAUUCAAAAUAAUGGGAAACUUUUCUGGCAUAUCUGACACAUAUGAGAAUGGGCAGAAAUCAGUAAUCGAAAAGCCAAACCCCGGGACUCUUAAGCUAACCAGAAAGAUUCAAGAUGUCCUGAGUAUCUCCAAGCCUUGCUACAUCCUCGAAAAUGAGAAUGCUGAGCUCACCAGGCUCUCUACUAGAACUCCUCUCGGCCAAAGAACCAACCUCAAGACCAAUCCAUGCAAUGACUUGUCCCUAAAAUUCCUGCACGACCUAGAGACUGAACUUAAGCAUAUCGGUCCGCUAAACAUCCUAGAAGAGGCAGACCCUGAGCACGAACUUGACAGCGACGAAGACUCUUGUUCCUAA